AUGUGGUGGUGUAAAGAGAAAGGCGAAUAUAUUCUUUAUAAAAACCAAUGGAUUAAUUUUAGUAUUAUCGUUACAACAACACCAUAUUUGAUGGAACAAUAUAAGAUUAUAUUUUUCGAUGGUCAAGCAACUAUAUGUACGAUUACCACUAAUCAAAAAGUAUGCAAUCAUCCAGAAAGACCAGCUGCUUAUCGUGACUACAAUCGAAAGCAAAAUGUACUAACUAUAAGAAAUCCAACUCCAGAACAAAUUUUUGUUAAUACUCAUGCACAAGAAAUCUGUGAACGUACUCUCCAAUCAGCACGGAAAGCAGUGGCACAAUUAGGUUUACCAUCGACCAGCGAAAAUAUAGAAGGUGCUGCAAUGACAUCUUGUAUCAAUGAUCUCGAACUUUCUGGUGAUAGGCGGUUUGCCAAUAGUGUGCUACAAUUAUCCAUAUUUGAUACUGCUGCAACAAGAAAUGUUUCUGAAGAGCAGCAGAACCUAUUGUUUGAACAAAGUGCAGUGGUUUUAGAGGCUGCCGUUGCUAAUACCUCGGCAAUGAUCGAACAAUUUAUUCUAUCAGAAAAUAUUACACUCGACACAACAACAUCAACCACUACUCCAUCAACUACAACCGCAGAAACUACUACUACCGUAACUACGAGUACAGCUACUGUCGAAUCCACAACUACAUCCGGUAGUACUAGCGUAACUACCGAUUCAAGCGUUCCUACAACUACGAUUAUGACUACUACAUCAAAAGGUUCUGAAGGCAAGGGACUAUGUAAUUUCUAUGGUGAUCCUCAUAUGCUCAUCUUUGGGCAACGACUCAGCGCGUUUCAACAUCAAUACUGGUGUAAAACGCCGGGUGAACAUCGUAUUUUACUAAAUGAUUUUGUUCAAAUUUUUGUGACUGUACACACAGAAGCUUGGCGGAUAGAUCAAUUUAAUAUGACAUUUUUCAAAGACAACAGUAUAGCUCUCUGUACAAUUGAUAAUCAUCAACAAAUAUGUAACAGCUCAGGUAAGGUCAACAAAUUGAUACCCAUACGUUAUUUUUCGAUCGUUUAUGAGAUAGAUGUCAAACUAACUCGCCCAAGUAGAUCGCAAAUUGAUAUUCUAUAUGCAGCUAUUGAUCUACAUAUUUCUAUUGUAACAAAUCAAUAUGAGUUUGAUUGGUAUGAUAUAACCGUACGUAUGCCUUACGAAUUGAUAAGGCGAUCUAGUGGUCUUUGCGUGAUGCCACCUGUAGACGAUUGUGAACUCGAAAAUAGUAUUGAACAAAAACAAAAACUUUUUCAACGCUUUAAUAUGAAUACUUUGCCGAGACAAGUUUGUGAAGCAUAUUUAACUGCAAGUAAUCAAGCAGCUGUUGAACUCGGUAUAUCAAUCGAUUCAAAUAUACACGAUAGUAGUUUGUCUGCAUGUAUUCAUGAUUAUGAAACAACAGGAAACAAAAAUUUUGGUGCAAGUUUAGUCAAUAUGAUUAUCAAACAUGGAAUCAAUGCAUUGCAACUAGAUGAUAAUAGUUUUGAUUUAUAUACAAAUAAGAGUAUUAACAUAAUAAACGCUGCUCUUACUAAUGCAAGUACUCAAGUAGAUAUACUUCUUGCUGCAACAACGGAAGCUACUAAUACUACUACUACUACUACUACAAGCGUCUCAAUACAAACCACUACAUCAUCGAGCUAUUCCACUACAAUUAGAGAUCAGAGUUCUACGACUUCGACAACAUCUUUAUUGAGUACGACAUUUAGUACAACUAUAUCAAGCUCAACCUUUCCAUCAACGACGCCUGCCCCAAUACAAACCACUACAUCAACGGCACCUGCCACAAUACAAACCACUACAUCAACGGCACCUGCCACAAUACAAACCACUACAUCAACGGCACCUGCCCCAAUACAAACCACUACAUCGUCGAGCUAUUCUCAAACGACUACAUUAAAUUGUUCAACAAUUUCAAGACCAAUGUAUACUGCUUUUGUCCUUUUUACAAGUAUACUUUUGUUCAAAUCAUUUUUUGCUAACCUCUAA
Molecule: messenger RNA, 2019 nt
Organism: Rotaria sp. Silwood2
Lineage: Eukaryota; Metazoa; Rotifera; Eurotatoria; Philodinida; Philodinidae
Source: the annotation of a GenBank genome assembly